Molecule: messenger RNA, 1497 nt
Organism: Adineta steineri
Lineage: Eukaryota; Metazoa; Rotifera; Eurotatoria; Adinetida; Adinetidae
Source: the annotation of a GenBank genome assembly
AUGAUGAACGAAAUAGCAACUCGAUGGUUUAGCUUUGCAUUAAUUUUGAUAAUUGCUACUAUCUUGUUAUUGUCUUAUAAUGGUUAUAAUUGCUGUGGUAAUAUAGCACAUAUGUUGUCUCGCCAGUUUACUACGGAUAAUACGACACAUAUGUUGUCUCAUCAGUUCAAUAACGAUAAUACAAGUAACUCGGGUUCCAGUGGUAUUUCAUUACCUCCAUCAUUCGCCUCGCAUUAUUCAGUCAGUAAAGAAGCUCCUUUAAGUAACGAUGCAUUGAAUUUAUUUUACAGUUCAUUUCAAUGUGUAAAUGGAAAUCCUGGUGAUAUAGGUACUGAAGGUUCUUGGAAAGAGAGACAGUGUAUAUUCCAUAAUGUUUGUGUACAAAGAAGCGGAUCAAGUUCACUGUAUAUUGCUGAUUAUUUUUAUCCAGCAUCAAUUACGUCGUUAAGUUCAACGGUAAUUCGUGCGAACUCUACAUUUCUAGCUCUACGUCAUGGUCAGCCUGAUGGUGGGAGUAAGAUUCAAGUACGCUUAGUUCCUCUGAAUCAUUCGAAUCGAUCUGAUCCAAACAGAAAUCUUCACUAUUUGAAUGAGACUUAUUUAAUGUAUCAGAUCUUGGCGGAUGGAGAUAUGAAUUUUGGUCAUGUCAUCUUUGACGAUGCUUUUGGUUUGUAUGCAAUUCUGAAACAAUUUCGCGCUACCGAAUAUAACUCACCCAACAAAAAUCAUGUGCUAGUAUUUCGACCUUGUGAAGACUUUUCAAAGUAUUUGAGUGAACUAUGUGUUAAAUUUACCAAAGGAAUCUUUCCAGUCGUUACUUCUCACCCGGUUCGCUCAAUCGAUUCAUUAUUUAAUUCGUCAGUAAAUUCCAAUCGCAUUUGUUUUCGAGAAUUAGUUGCUGGACAAGGCGCUGCUGGUGCCAUUGGCUGGGAACCAGAAAAUUUCAAUCGUGGUCAAAUUUUCUCUAAUUUUCGCUCAGAUCUUCUUCUGGCUCAUGGAAUCAAUCCAAAUAUCAUUCCCAAACAGCAUCAUAUCUUACUUGUCAAUAAAAAGGGCAGACGAAAAUUUCACAAUAUACAUGAGAUCUACAACAAAAUAUUAUCAACGCCUCGAUAUGCCGAAAUCAAGGUUACCAUUGUUGAUGACUUUAGAAAUUUAACCAUUACUCAACAAUUACAAUUAUUUCAGACAGUGACAAUUGCUAUAUCACCUUGUGGUGGUAUUUCUAUGUUCUUUUUUUUUCUUCCUCGUCAAUCAGCGUUAAUUAUCACAGGUUAUCCUUAUCUAGCCCGUUUGGAAGCUCCACUAUGGGACUAUAUAACUCAUUUACACAUCAUGCAUUAUCAGAUUCAAUCUAAAGAUGAAUUCAUACUACGACCAGAACAUGCAAGCCUACCAAUACCUCUUCGCAACUAUGCAGAUAUUAUUCUUAAAACUGAAAAACUAUUUCCUCUCAUCGAUAAAGCAAUUAUAGCAAGUGCAAUGAAAAGUAGUUAA